AUGGCGACUCAGUUGCCCCAUCUUCCGGAGAUUGAAAGAGUCUCCACUUCUGUAAUGAGGGUUCUCGGUGGGAAUCCCGGGGUGUCUACUUUGCAAGGGACAAACACCUACAUCAUCUCUCCACCCAACCUCCAACGAGAUCCGCAAUUCCUUCUCAUCGAUACAGGCCAGGGUUCCGCUUGCCCCAUCUGGCGCCGCUCUAUCGCACAGGUUCUGGCAUCAGAAUCCGCUCGCAUAGGAAAACAGGUACACAUAACGCAGUGUGUAUUGACCCAUUGGCACUAUGAUCAUGUUGGUGGUGUCAACGAGCUGCGACAGCUAUGUGCUGAAGAACACGCAUCCGCUGGAAAUGCUGAAAGCGGAAAGGAAAAGAAAAGAGGGGAAGAAUUGAGGAUCUAUAAAUACCCUCUCUCCUCUGCUCCUCCCUCAGAGAUAUAUUCAAGCAAAGACCCCUGUCUGGAUAUCGAAACCCAACUUCUUCGCUCUGCAAAUGACGAUCAGGACAUCGGUCUCAUAUAUCCCCUCCACGACGGACAGAUCCUCGAAGUCGGCGAUUCAACCGCCACAGACGAUGAAAUGUUGAAGCUACAAGUCCUCUAUACACCAGGGCACACGGCCGACCAUAUCGCUCUCCUAAUUGUCUCAUCACCCACCGAUCCAGCUGAGGUAGGCACGAUCUUCACUGGGGACGCGGUGUUGGGACAUGGGACGACUGUUUUUGAGGAUUUGGCCCUGUAUAUGCGGAAUCUGGAGAAGAUGAAGAACGCUGUUGAGAAGAUACUAGUGGAGGAAGGGGGUAGCAGGUGUGAAGGGGGUGAUGGGCAGGUCGAACAGGAGAAGAGGAAGGUACUAGCGUUUCCGGGACACGGGGCUGUGAUACCCGAUGCGAGGGCAAAGAUCGAGGAGUAUAUACGCCAUCGGGCGAUGAGGGAGAAGGAGGUUUCGGAUGUCUUGGCUGGUCAGGAUGGAAAAGUUGGAAGUGAGCGUAAGGCAUGGACGCCCAUGGAGGUCGUGAAGGUGAUCUACAAAAACGUGCCGGAGUCUUUACACGAGGCGGCCAGUAGGGGUAUGCUGCAAAUCUUGCAGAAACUGGAAGGGGAGGGAAAGGUUGAGAAAGUGGAUGAGGGAGUCAGAUGGAGGAUCAUCCAGAAAUACCACCAGCAAGAACAAACAACCAACGACAACAGUGCCCCAGAACCGAGGUCUGCGCUAUGA
Endocarpon pusillum Z07020 is the source of this 1215-nucleotide messenger RNA. RefSeq lists its product as uncharacterized. The record is from RefSeq and is a predicted model, not a curated record. Gene Ontology annotation, biological process: secondary metabolite biosynthetic process. The coding region runs from base 1 to 1215 and encodes 404 amino acids. Lineage: Eukaryota; Fungi; Ascomycota; Eurotiomycetes; Verrucariales; Verrucariaceae. The transcript has 2 exons.